This is a messenger RNA of Drosophila gunungcola (fruit fly), 1452 nucleotides long. It is a transcript of the gene Naa80, whose product is annotated as N-alpha-acetyltransferase 80. Gene Ontology annotation, molecular function: N-acetyltransferase activity; acetyl-CoA binding. The transcript has 3 exons. Gene Ontology annotation, biological process: protein acetylation. Gene Ontology annotation, cellular component: cytoplasm. Lineage: Eukaryota; Metazoa; Arthropoda; Insecta; Diptera; Drosophilidae. The record is from RefSeq and is a predicted model, not a curated record. Bases 371 to 907 code for a protein of 178 amino acids.
UCUCCAGUUACAUCAGCUUGCAAAUCAAUGGUGAACUCCGGAGCCAUUGUCCAUACAUAGACGCCUCCCAGAAUCACCCGCACACCACCCACCCAUCCGUGUACAUACUUAUGAGUAGUGUAUAUACGCUUUUGUAGGCGGCCAGUCAAGGUCGUUCGAUUCUCGGCCAGGCGCACAUACGAAAACGUUCUUUUUUUACGCCUCACCUUGAUUUUCAACUAUAUAUUCUUGCGUGUAUGUCUGUGCUGUUUCCAUGGCUGCCAAUCUUUGUUUAUUCCGCCUGAGAUAUCUUGCGUAUCCCGUAUUGUCGCACACUUUUUAGGCAUAAGCGGGUCCCUUCCAGAUCCGAGCUUCAGUCAGUUUCAGCGAUAUGCGCUACAUAAAGCCGGAGCCGUACUAUGAAGGGCUUCCACCAUUCAAUGUCAGCGGCAGUCCGUUCAACGUGGUGCCUAUCCACAACUACCCGGAGCUGAUGAAGGACACUUGCGCCCUGAUCAACGCCGAGUGGCCCCGAUCGGAAACGGCGCGCAUGCGCUCCCUGGAGGCCUCCUGCGACACACUGCCCUGUAGCCUGGUGCUGACUACCGAGGGCAUGUGCCGCGUGAUCGCCCACCUGAAGCUCAGCCCGAUCACCUCAAAGAAGAAGGCAUGCUUCGUGGAGUCCGUGGUGGUGGACAAGAGGCACCGCGGCCAGGGAUUCGGCAAGCUGAUCAUGAAGUUCGCCGAGGACUAUUGCCGCGUUGUGCUGGACCUCAAGACCAUCUAUCUGUCCACCAUCGACCAGGAUGGUUUUUACGAGCGCAUCGGUUACGAGUACUGCGCACCCGUCACGAUGUACGGUCCGCGUCACUGCGAGCUGCCCAGUCUGCAAAAUGCCAAAAAGAAAUACAUGAAAAAGGUCUUAUAGACGUCAACGCCAGUGGUAGUUGGCUUAGCCAAAUUGGGCCAUGCCGAGCCCGAUCAGAGAGUGGCAGUGAACUAGUCAAAUUGGCAAACGCUUGAAAUUCUUUACGGGUUUACCUGCCAGCAGCUGCUCAGAGCCAUAACCUGUGGACGCCAGGCACUCUGCCAAAUGCAGGGAUGAGUGCCACGUUCCUUGAGCGGCCUACGGGCAGCUAAAGCUUUUGAUUCCAUUACACCGAUAAGCAAACAUUCACCAAACGCUUGUGUUGAUUUUUCAAUAUUACUUUCCGCAUGUAUUUUUUAAACUUUUUGGUUCUUUUUGUAUGACAAAGGUGACCCCCGGGCUGUUCGGUACAUGUAUAAGGCUAAUGUUAACCUAAUCCUAACUAUGUUUAGCUAUUAUUAUUUGUUAUGGUUUUGUUCAAGUGUGUGCAUAAUUGCUACUAGAUGAAAAUUUACCUGCCAGCGAUGAUGAUAAUAAGAAGCUCAAGUAUCUUCCAACGAAACAUAGCAUAUAGACAUAUCGAGCCUUAGCAUUAAGCACUAAAC